Messenger RNA from Moneuplotes crassus, 1517 nucleotides. The record is from the annotation of a GenBank genome assembly. NCBI's taxonomy places the organism in Eukaryota, Ciliophora, Spirotrichea, Euplotida, Euplotidae.
UUUAGAUUCUAGAAAAUGUCAAGAAAAGCAAGUCUCUUUAAGAGAAUCAAACCUGAAUUCAAGAGAAGAAAAAGCACGAGAAAGAAGAACACCGAGCAAUCUGGAUAUGUUAUUAACGCCAUGACCAAGACAUUUAACCAUGAUGUAGAUUUUCUAGAUAAAUAAAACUGGCAAGGUGAGGUUCUCAAAACUCAAAUAUGAUAAGCAAGACUUAUUUGAAAAUACUCCCAUCUUCCCAUACCCACCGCUCAAUUUCAAGGAAGAAAAGAAGAUCGGUUGGGGAAAUAUUACAAGGAAGGUGAUGUCACCUUUUGCAGAAUUUCGUAAAAUCAAGAUUUAUAAUCAGCAAUCUCCUUUACAAAGAAAAAUGAAGGAUCGUAAAUAACCUUCCCUUCUAUUUCACUAAAAAGAAUAAUAAAAGGAAGAAGAAAACUAAGCAGCAAAAUCCAAAGAUUAAAUAUAAUUUUAAUCAAGCUCUUCAGCAAAUAAUUAGCAAUAGUUCUCUAUACUCAGAUAACUCUGCGAACAAAAGGUCAAGAGGGAAUGCAUCAAGGUCUUCUAUGCGCUCAAGGAAUUCAGAUAGGAGUGCUACAGAUGGGAAUAAAGUUUCUGAAAAUACCUCACAAGAGAAAACUUCAUUCAAGUCCAGGUUCCUCUCUGGAUCAAGGAUGUCAAAUAUGUCGAUAAGAUCUGUACAUAAAGUCAAUGUAAAUUUUGUCAGAGAUAGAUUGAACACCUUGAAAAUAAAUACUUCAGAUCCCAUAAAAAUUGCAGAGGUAAGAGCAAGAAUGAUCAGGUUUGGGAAUGGCCCUCUAAACGUCUUCCCUCAAGAAACAUCACACCGGGUUAGUGUUGUAACUCCAAAAGGAGAGAUCAUUGAGCAAAACUUAACAGAGGAAGUUCAGAAAGAUCUCCCAAGUGUUCAAGAAAAUACUUCAAGCCAGACAGAUAACAAGAGUCCGAAGCAUGAUAAGUUCAGCCAGAAGCUUCGCUCAAUCUUCUCAAAUAGGAGUCAAAUCAAAUAAAAUCACUAAAGCAAACAAAUUUCAAAUAAUGAGGAAUAUCACAAUGAAACUUUCACAAGUCAAACCAAGAGGCUUUAAGCAAUGUAGCUGUGAAGAUGAUGUGCUUUGUAGAAGUUGAAGAGUUCGAUCAAAUCUUCAUUCUAGAGCUGAAUCACCUGCAAUACCUAUCCCAAAAUCUAGGCUAGGAAGGCCUAAAUAAGAUUAAAGAGACAGAUCUGAUAACUCCUCUUAGAAUAGAACACUCAAGAAUCAAACAAAAGGCAUUAGAGUUAUUGAAUAACUCAAGUCGUAUAAACAACACCCAAUUCAGCCGUAACUACUCCACCAUCGCGCGUAUACAAGACCUAAAUCAUCUCAAUCGUACUCAUAACAUCCAAAACUCCUCAAAAUCACCCACUCCAAUUUUCAGAACAUGACUUCAUCCUAAGUUCCACGAGAAACUUAAAUUUUAGUGAAACUAAAAAUUCCAAAUUUUGUUCUAAUAUUAUAUAA